AUGCCUUCAAAUUUCCUUGAACAAUUUGUCUCACACGGCCCAAAGGUUGACCUGGUUGAGCCGGGUUGUAUUCUCUGCUCUUUCCAAGUCCCUCCUCGUCUAGUGAAUGCGGGUAAUAUUCUACAUGAAGGAGCCACGGCGGCUCUGGUGGAUGUUUUGGGUUCUGCUGCUAUUUAUACUGUAGGUGCACUACUCACUGGUGUUGCUGUUGAGAUCAACGUUUCCUACUUGGAUUCUGCUUUUCUCGGAGAGGAAAUCGAACUUGAAGUCAAAGUAUUACGUGUUGGGAAGGAAAUUGCUGAUGUCAGUGUUGAGUUGAGGAAGAAAAAGACGGGGAAGAUAGUUGCACAAGUCCAAGUACUUGGCUGUCAAUAG
Molecule: messenger RNA, 375 nt
Organism: Lycium ferocissimum
Lineage: Eukaryota; Viridiplantae; Streptophyta; Magnoliopsida; Solanales; Solanaceae
Exons: 3
Coding region: 1-375 (124 amino acids)
Molecular function (GO): fatty acyl-CoA hydrolase activity
Source: RefSeq, a predicted model, not a curated record